Molecule: messenger RNA, 5938 nt
Organism: Glossina fuscipes
Lineage: Eukaryota; Metazoa; Arthropoda; Insecta; Diptera; Glossinidae
Gene: kek2
Exons: 3
Coding region: 2340-5300 (986 amino acids)
Molecular function (GO): protein binding
Source: RefSeq, a predicted model, not a curated record
UUCUUUUUUUUCUUUGUUAUUUACGUAUAUAACAGCUUAUAAAGGAGUCUAUUCAUCAGAAAAUAUUUAUCCGCGACACUAAGCUAAAAGAAGAGUAAAUGAAGACACAAUGCGCUAAUCGAGCAGAGCCUUUCGCGAAACCCGAUUAAUUGAUGAGUUGGCUAAGAGACUUACUCUCUCCCGUCUUUGAAACGUCUUUGCGCCUGUUGUUGUAGUACAGCAUCUCCAAUUUUUCGUUCAGUUAAGUAAAGAUCGUCGAAUUUCUUAAGCAACUUUUUUGGGAAUCCUAAAAGCUAUGUAGCUUUUUCCAUCAUUCUUUCGACAUGUUGCGAACCGAAGGCAACAUCUACAUCUUUCAAAGUCGACAUGUUAUCAAGAACGCAUUCACCAAUAUACUAAUAAGCAGGUAACGUACCGUUGGUCGAGUGGCUAUCUCGUUCAGAUUUGUUUGCAAGGGUCUACUUCUCCAAUGAAAUCUAAUGAAUACAACAUUUUAACUAUCAACCUGCUUGUCACCCACUUGGAAACUGUGCAGUAGAAAUAUAAAGCAUAACACGCACAAUGUUAAUUAAAUGCGAAGAAUGAAAGUGAGGAAUGAGAAUUACGCGCCUGCAACUAGCUAUAAAGAUCCAUGGAAAACUCCGGGUAAAUAACCGAUCCCAUCUUGCUGAAUAAAAUGCAGUUAACAAAAAUCUUUGCGCUUAUGGUUCAUCGUCCAGAUGUUAAAACCCUUAAUGGACUUAAUGAAAGACUAUAAAUGAUGGCGUGUCAACAUAGUACCGAGAGUGAAAGAGACACCGAUGUUGAAGCUUGAAUGUAUAACAAAUGGCAAGAAAGGAAAUCAAAUGUGUACGCAGAUAACGACAGCAAAAAGAAUCACAUAAACAAACAGAUACUUCAUCAGAGUACAGGACAUAAAACUAAGUGAAAAUUAGAAAAAAACAAAAAAAGAAGGGAAAACGAAAACAAAAAAUACACAAAAUAAUAAAACAAAUAAGAAAAGAAAGAAUAUAAAAGAAAAAAAAAAUCAGGAAUUUUUUUCUUGCAUUCUUCUAUUAGGUAGAGGAAGAAAGAGCGAUAGAAAAAAAACUACAAAAGCAAUAAAAGUAAUCCAGAAUAUGAAUUGAAAAAGAAUGAACGUAAAGGCAGAAAAAAGAAAGCACGACAGAGAAAAACAUCAAAACAAAUUUUAAGACUUACGGGCGCCUCGCAAAUGACUGAGUGACAGAAGUGCGGUAAUGGUAAAUUGGAAAAUAAAAAAAAGAAAGGAAUGCAAGGCAAUCUGGGUUGUACGUGUUGCCAGUGAACAGUUAAAAGCACCGCUAUAAGGAAAAACGAAGCAUAAGAAAUAAAUAGAAGGAAAAAAACAAUGAUUACAGAAAUCACAGAAUACAUAGCAGUACGAAAGUUGAAAUGACAGCAGCACAAGGAAACCAACAUCGAGUUGUACGAAACGACUGUUAUUUGUUAUAAAGGCUUUCUUCACUUGCUUUAGUUUUUGUUGUUGUUGUUGUCUUUGAAAUAUUUCAUGCACAUUUAUAAAAGUAUAACAUUCGAUAGCCAAAGUACUUAGAUAAGCGCAAUAUCAAAAGCAAUAUCAGUCAUUCAAGCAGAAAAAGAAAUAUGUAGAAAAACGAGAAAAAGAACGAAAACGUCCAGCAUUCCAGAUGACAGCGCGCUCUGAUUGUCAAAUGAAUCUAUUUAAAUCUAUAGAUAAAAAGCCUUAAGGGAUUUACACAAAUGAUACGCGCUGAAGAGUGAGAAAACGUAGAAGAGCAUUAGAAGACUAAUCGAGAGCCUCGUCACAAAAAUAUUCGCAUAAACUAGAUUGAAAUUGAUAGGUGGCAGCAAGGAAGGAAAAAACAAACAACAUUUAAAAAAAGGAAAAAAAAGGAGAACAAGCAAAACUCGUAACAUUUAUGUCGCCGUGAACGCCUACCUAAUUGUUAGAAGAUUUUUUAUACAACCCUAUAUAGAUGGCGCUUUUGGUGUUAAUACUAAACACCUCCACCGAUACCACCAAUAUUAAAGACACCAUAAUCAUCAUCGAUAUCCAUCGAUUAUAUAAAGGAAAUUUCAAAGGAACGGAUAAAAUUUGACAAACAGAAAGAAGCGAAGGAAAAUUGGAAGACAUAUAUAUUUCCACAUUUUCACUAAAGAAAUUUUAAAAUAGAAAAAGAAAGAAAGUUAAAAGCAAUUAUUUAUGUAAGAUAAUUUAAGCGAUUAGACUUAAAUUAGAAGCAAAAAUUGCACUUAAAAUUGUUAAGAACGGCUAACUAACAGCAUCCUAAGCCAAGCAGUAAACAGUAGAUUUUGCAUCCACCACCGCUUGACUAAACAUGAUUCUUGCAGCCUACCUGGCUUCGCUGUCAGCACUUUUUCUAUUAAGAACAUUUUCGAUAGCCUGUCCGGCGGAAGUUUGCGUUUGCAAAUGGAAAGGUGGUAAGCAGACAGUGGAAUGUGGCGCGCAAUCUUUGCCUAACAUACCGGAGGGCAUGGAUCCCGGCACACAGGUUCUCAAUUUUUCGGGUAACGCAUUGCAAGUCUUACAAAGUGAAAGGUUUCUACGUAUGGAUCUAUUAAAUUUACAAAAAAUCUACUUAUCGCGUAAUCAGCUGAUACGUAUACAUGAAAAGGCUUUCCGUGGCCUAACAAACCUGGUAGAACUUGAUUUGUCAGAGAAUGCUUUGCAGCAAAUACCCACGGAAACCUUUCAAGACUAUAGCUCGCUAAUGCGUCUAAGCUUGAGCGGGAAUCCGAUACGUGAACUAAAGUUAGCCGCUUUUCGGUAUUUGUCAUUCCUUACAACUUUGGAGUUGAGUAACUGUCAAAUAGAACGUGUCGAAAAUGAGGCAUUUAUUGGGAUGGACAAUUUGGAAUGGCUGCGUUUAGAUGGCAACCGCAUCAGUUACAUACAGGGAAACCACAUAUUGCCUAAGUCAUUGCAUGGGAUCAGCUUACAAAGUAACCGUUGGACAUGCGAUUGUCGUUUGCUGGACGUGCAUGCUUGGCUAACUACUUAUAAUACUCCACAAUCAGAAGAUCCAAAAUGCGUGGAACCAACUCGGCUCAAGAGUCAAGUGAUAAAAAAUCUCAAGCGUGAAGAAUUUGCUUGUUUGCCGGAAGUGACGCCUCAAUCAACUUACAAUGAAGUUUCUGAAGGUCGAAAUUUAAGUAUUUCUUGUGUCGUGCGUGCAAUACCUGAGCCGAAGGUAAUAUGGUUGUUUAAUGGCCAAGUUAUGAGUAAUGACAGCCUAUUGGAUAACCCGCAUUUGUAUUACUACGUAGAUGAUUCGGCGGGAAUUUCUGAAGAGAAACGCAGCGAGAUAUUCAUUUAUAAUGUAGGAAUAGAGGACAAUGGCACAUUUUCCUGUGUUGGUCAGAACAUUGCUGGUACCACCUUUAGCAAUUAUACCAUAAGAGUGAUAAUUAAGGAACCGCCGAUAGUCAAUGAAGUAUCAUUUCCACAAAAUUAUCUUAACUAUAUAGUAGCCAGUAGUGCUGGUGGGGGCAUUAUUUUUGCGGUUUUAUUGUGCACUGUGAUUAUCAAAUGCAAGCAACGUGAUGCACCUCGAAAACGAAAGAAAUGUAACCCGUCUGCGGUUACAUCCGUUAACGGUAACAACACCACAUCGUCUGAUGGCGGCAGUAGCAACGAUACCGGCCUUAUGAAGUGUUCAUCGAUUAUAAAUGACGGUGAUAGUAUAAAUGCUGGCUCUGGUUUAAUAUUGAGUGCUUGUGACAGUAUGACGCCCACUAAGUUGGGCAAAGAGAAUGGCGUCAUAUUAGGCAAUCAAAUGAAACAGAACAUCAUGUUAUAUGCACCGUUGGAGGGCAGCAACCAAACAUUGCAAUUAAGUGUAAAUAUUGCUAACGCGGCAACACCUCCGCCUACGCUGCCGGCUUCCCUAAUGGUAAAUCCGGCCAUUAGUAAUACUUUGGCAUAUUGUUCUCCACCCGCUUCUUUGCGUAAUGCAUACGCAGAGAAAAAUCCCGAUCUGAUUAAUGACACUGAAAACGGUGUGAAACAUAAACUGAAGACAUCCACAAGCCUCGACGCAACCGCAACAGCAUACGAUGUGGGCAAUGAUUGCUCAGCACCUGUACAAUAUGAUCGAUUUUAUCAAUUGGCGCCACAUUUUGGUUCACAGAUUAUGCGUCCAAAUACUAGUAGCGGUAAUUCAAGAUUUGGCGCAAUGACUACUCUUCCACGGGGUAUGCAAUUGAAAACCGUCAUGAAUAGUUUACCAGCGCAUGCAAUAGAUGUACAUCUUAAUCCGGUUUGUUUUUUGGGGCAAGAUGGUUUCGCCUACGAUUUUAACAAUAAGCAUUUGCAGCAAAUCCCGCCCGCCCAUCAUCAUCUAAUUCAACAACAGCAGGCUUCAUCGCCACAACAGCAACAUUCACAACAACAAACGCAGUCACAGCAAAAUUUUUAUCGCACCUUACCUCACAACCGAGUCCAUAAGCAACAACAGCAACAGCAAUACGCCGCUUCGGCCACUAAUGGCAUGCGAUAUAGUCUGGAGGCUGAAUUUUUGCAACAGCAUUCGUCUAACACGCCAAGUUAUGACAAGCUCACGAUGCCCAAUGUACGUUUCACUGCCGAGGGAUAUCCUCAGCAAGCACAGCAAUUGGGGCAGUAUCCAUCACCCCCUGAAGGCUACAAAAGCGCCAAUUCACCUACAAAUGCUUUAAACGAUAAUACGGUGACAAAAAGUUUACAACAAUGGCCACCUUGUUUACCUGGUUAUCACGCUCAAAGCGGUAGCAUUCGCUAUCCUACUUUAAUCACGGGAGCUGGGAACUUGCCUUUAAGUCCCCAACAAUUAGAAUCAGUAGCAAAUACUACUGCUGGCGUGAACAUACAAACACUCAAUAGCGGCACUUUGUCGUCGGAAUCAUCGCCAAUUCAAACAACGUUGUCAUUGUCACAACAACAGACACAGUCGAAAACAAAUGCUGCAAUGCCAACGGCGCAAACAAUAACAAAGGCAACAGCAACAACAACAACUAUAAACGCUUCAACACAAAGUGAGGGUAGAAAACCAAUGCGCUGUGCGGCUGCCCAGGCUGAUUCGACCACUAUACCUGAAUGCGAUGAAACCGAUAUAUCGCCCACCUCUGCAAGCAACGUAACAAUAGCAGCUUUAAAGAGUGCUGAUGAUGAUAUACUCACAAACGCCACGACUGCAACACUAACAGAACACACAACAAAAACUCGUCAUUUAAAUGGUCCUUUAGCUGAUAGUCCGGACGAGGGUUAUGUGGGAGAUUCACAUGAAAGUUCUGAUAUAUGACAACAACAACACCAACAGCAGCAACGGUGUUUGAAAGCAAAGAACUUGAUAACAACAGCACCGAAAAACGCAAAAAACAAUGCAAACAUUAACGCCAUUAGCAGCCCCAAAGCCGUCAACAAGAAUCUCACCCUUGCAACCAAGCCCUGCAAAGCAACGUCAGCCAAUUUAAAUUCAAAUUCAGCAAAAAUAUUAAACGAUGAUUCGGUAGCUCUGUAAAAUACGUUGAAAACUAAAGAAAUCUGAAAAAAAUUAGAGAAAAGUUCUUGAAAAAUAUUAUAAAAGCAUUAACAUAUUGAAAAAUGUUCUUAUAUGGAUUUUAUUUACACUUUCUUCCAAUACUUGAUACUGAGAAAUUUUUGCUGAAAUCCUUUAAAGGCAAAAUUCGGCAAUAACUAAAGAAAAACUGGGUUUUGUAAGAGGCAAGCUCUGAAAGCCUCAUGAGCUUAUUAUUGAUCUAUUAAGCGCCUAAGAAUUGCAGGAGAAAGAAAAAAAGGAGAAAAAAGAAAAUUCGAAAUGUUAACACUUCCGUAUUAAGAAAACUAAAGAUUGAACAAACACUUAAAAAAAAAAAAGAAUCCUUGCUAUAAGAUUAAAAUUAAUCCAGUUUCCCUUAAGUUAAUGAAUAAGAAAUUGUA